CAUCUCAAUCAUUAAACCGAUUCUGGCAGCGCGUGGAAGAUGGAUUCAAUCAAGCUGAAGAAAGAGCUCCGUCUUGGCCAGAGCGUACGCAAAGAUCUAUGCAGGCUCGUAUUCAAGCCAUCGAGAAAGCAACCAAAAAAUUCCAUGGAUGUAUCCGAGCUGCUGAAGCAAGAAAUCGAAGCGGUGCUUCAAAUGCAGACAUUAUGAAUGAAGCCAUACAAAUGCUCAAGACAGAUUCAAAAUACAAAUCGGGUUGGAAAUUUUCUCAUGUUUGGGAUAUGAUUAAAGAUUUUGAAAAAUUCAAAGAUUGUGCAGGGAGCUCUAGACAACAAGCAUCACGUGGGAUGCAAAAUUCUGAUUCAGAAAGUCAGGCUCAUACUUUGCAUGGCUCGCAAACUUUGUCGUCUUCAUUUCCUAUGAGCUGUGAUGAUGGCGAGGAACAAAUCCUUGGUGGUUCUUCUUCAUCAAGGCCUAUCGGGGUGAAGAAGGCUAAACUGAAGAAAAAACAGUCUGGUAACUCAGAAUCAUUUAUUGUUGCUCUAGAAAAACAAAAUGAGCAAUAUAGUGCAAGCAUGAAACAAGCUCAUGAUAAUAUGUCUAUGUUUUUGAAACAACAAAAGAAUGGCCAUGAUCUCAAAACUAUCAAGGAAGAAAAUAAAAUCAUGGCUAUGGACUUGAGCUCUAUAGUCGAUCCUGAUAGUCGUGCUUAUUUUCAAGCUGAGAGAAGACGCAUUUUACAAAAAAGAGCUCAGCAACAAGAACCAAAUAAUUAUGCAACUGGAACAUAUCCUUCGUACUUCGAUAAUAUAGGAGGUUCUGGUUCUGGAUUACCGGAUUAUUAGAUUAUGUUUUUCAUUUUGUUAUUGUAAUUGUCGUUUGUCUUUAUUUUAAUUUUAUGUCGUUGUAAUGUAAUUUGCAUUUGUAGGAUCAAUUGUGGU
Molecule: messenger RNA, 938 nt
Organism: Salvia hispanica
Lineage: Eukaryota; Viridiplantae; Streptophyta; Magnoliopsida; Lamiales; Lamiaceae
Source: RefSeq, a predicted model, not a curated record